Molecule: messenger RNA, 15465 nt
Organism: Cynoglossus semilaevis (tongue sole)
Lineage: Eukaryota; Metazoa; Chordata; Actinopteri; Pleuronectiformes; Cynoglossidae
Gene: vps13d
Product: vacuolar protein sorting 13 homolog D
Exons: 70
Coding region: 497-13642 (4381 amino acids)
Biological process (GO): mitochondrion organization; protein targeting to vacuole; protein retention in Golgi apparatus
Molecular function (GO): protein binding
Source: RefSeq, a predicted model, not a curated record
GUGUUCUUCGUAUAAACAGAGCGACUAGUGUUGCGUUAAAGUAUCCUGUGGCCGGCUUUCUGCCUUUAGCGCUUAUCUCUCGCUAAGCUAGUUGUAGCAUAGAAGUGGCAAGCUAACUGGGAUCACAACCUUGUCCUGUCCAGAGUCAUCACCGCCCACACGAGAAUUUGUCCUGCUCUACUGAUGAUCGUGACUUUAUCGGGUUCCUCGUUUCCUUUCUCGACGUCCCUAUUUAAACCGAAGGUCAUUUUUAAUGUGUGAAAGCUCCACGACACGCGGAUCAUGUAACACCCGAGUGUCUCAGCAGUGUUUGUCCUGUGUUGGGUGUCUGUGGCGGGACAUGAACAGCUUGCGACGGUAGCACUGGGCUGUCAGCGAUAUGAUUUCAACAGAGCAGUGUGCUUAAGUGGACUUUCAGCUUUCGUCCGUGUCAAUUAAAAACCUCAGGGUGGUUUUUCAUCACCACAGAGUGCCGUCGUCACCCUGAGCCAUCAGGAUGUUGGAGGGCCUUGCUGCUUGGGUGCUGAACACGUAUCUGGGCAGAUAUGUCAGCAACCUGAACACAGAUCAGCUCUCCAUCGCCCUGCUGAAAGGUGCAGUGGAGCUGGAAAACCUCCCUCUUAGGAAAGAUGCUCUCAGAGAAUUUGAUCUGCCAUUUGAAGUCAAAGCAGGCUUCAUUGGGAAGAUUACACUCCAGAUCCCUUUCUACCGACCCCACAGUGACCCAUGGGUCAUCUCUAUGUCCCAGCUCAACCUGAUCAUUGGUCCAGCCCAACUAGAGGAGUAUGAUGCAGAGAAGGAGAGAGAGGAGGAAAGAGCACGUAAAAAAUAUCUCUUAAAGGCUCUGGAAGAUAAAUUCAAGAGUGAGUGUGAACAGAGAGGAGAAUCUUACUGGUAUUCUGUCACUGCCUCAGUGGUCACCAGGAUUGUGGAAAACAUUGAGCUUCAGAUUCAAGAUGUGCAUCUUAGAUUUGAAGACGACUUCUCCAACCCUGAUAAACCCUUCUCUUUUGGUGUCUGCAUCAACAAAGUUUCUGCUCAGAAUCCCUCCAAAGAAUCCACUCAGAAACUGCUCCGACAAAAGCAGCUGGAGAUCGAAGAUUUCUGUGUGUACUGGGACACAGAGAGUGAAAUGUUGGGAAAGCUGCCUGCAAACCAGAUCCAGGAUGCAAUGACCCAGUGUAUGCAGAGUCGUGAACAUCAGUACAUCUUUGAACCAGUGCGUUCCUCAGUGCUACUAAGGAGAAACACCACCAAGGAGCCUCUGAGGUCCCAUCAUACUCCUCGUAUCGAGGGCCAGGUUCAGCUGGAACCAAUGUCAUUGCGUCUCUCGCAGGUGCAGUACCAACAGGUCAUGGCCUUCCUUAAAGAGCUAGACCGCAGAGAGAGAGAGCUGCUUUACAGAAAGUGGAGACCGAAAGUCCCAGUUUUAGGGAACUGCAGGCAGUGGUGGACAUUUGCAAUCCAGGCCAACCUGUGUGAGAUCAAAGAGCAGCGGCGGCGCAGCAGCUGGAACUUUGCCCUGCAGCGAGCCAGAGACACCCAGACCUACACCAGCCUGUAUUUCAGGCGGCUCAAAGCCGUCCCACUCAGUUCUCAGGAGGAGAGUGAACUGGAGCGAGUUGAAGAAGAGCAGACAAUAGAGGAGUUGCAGAUUCUCAGAGAUAUUGUGCACGACUGGUUUAGAAAGCAGGAAGAGAUUGCAGAGAAUGUUCGAGAGCCCAUCGUUGACCCUCAGCCCAGUUUAGCUAACACAUCUAUCCCUAAGAGUGGCAGCUCAGGAAUGAUACAGUACUUGCAGUCUUGGUUCCCAGGUUGGGGAGGCUGGUAUGGAGAGUCCCAGGACCCAGACAGACCGGAAGAGCUCCUACCAAGUCCAUCUUCCUGGGACAUUCUGGCAGAGACAGAAGACCUGUUUGAUCCACUGGAGGACUCUCAUACACUGAACACCUUCACCAGACGAGACCACCUCUUUGCGCGGCUGGAGUUUCUUCUGGAGAAGGGCAGCGUCACACUUUUCCACCAGGACAGGAGAGCAGAGGUUCUCCAUGAAUCUGGGGUCAUCCAGUUGGAAUUUUCAGGGGUGAACGUAGUGUUGGAGUCUCUUCCACGCUCAGAGUCCUCUCUGCUCUCUGUAAAACUCGGUGGUUUGUUUCUAAGGGACUUGACCACACAGGACACCAUCUUCCCUGUUCUGGUGUCCCCCAAAACGGACAAGGUUGUUGUUACUGUAAAUCAGCCAUCUGGACAGUCAAACAGGCACUCUGCAGAAUGCUCAUCGCCACCCGUAUUUGAGAUGAUCUAUGAGCAGAAUCCGGCACGGUGUCAAUUUGAAAGAAGACUGGAAGUGAAUACAAGUCCACUGAACAUCAUCUACAACCCACAAGCUAUCAAAAAAGUUACUGAGUUUUUUUAUAAAGGAAGAGUGCACACAUCAGGUUUUGGUUACCAGUCAGAAUUGGAACUCAGAGUUGCAGAAGCUGCAAGGAGACAAUACAACAAGCUGAAAAUGCAGACAAAGGCAGAGAUUCGACAAACCAUCGAUCAGCUUCUUGUGGGAGAGUUUAUUGAAAACAGCAAACGUUGGACAAUGAAACUGGACAUCUGUGCGCCUCAGGUGAUUUUUCCUGACGACUUUCAGUCCGGAGACCCAAUGUUAGUUGUUGUUGAUUUGGGAAGGAUUCUCCUUACAAACUCUCAAGAAGACCUCAAGGCUGGCUCCAAACCUCCUGAGUCUGAAAACGAUGAUAUGAGUGAUGACGAGUACCAGACACCUCUAGCUACACCACCAGGCUCUCCGCCACCUGAACCUGAAAUACCUUUCAAAGCACUUAAAAUCCCUGAACUUCCUAACCUGAAAUCUCCCGAAAGGGCAUACAGCAGAAAGCUUUAUGAAAAAUACUCUCUGUCCUUCAAAGAUCUUCAGAUAAUGGUCGGUCGCUAUAAGGACAGUUGGAAACACAUACAGGAGAGCGAGGUUGGCCCCACUCAUGUAGUGGAGAAAUUCAAUGUGCUGCUGCAGCUUGAACAGAGACUGAGAUACACAUCAGAUCCUCAGCUCCCUGGAGCUGUGCUUUCAGGAACCCUACCAGAUCUCAAAGUCCACAUUAACCUUGAGAAGAUGACUGCCCUCAGGAGCUGUUUGGCCAGGUUGAGCAGCCCAGGUUCAAAAGAAGGCGAAAGUCAAGAGAGAGGCACAGAUAUCAGGUCUCCGGAGUCUCUUAAUUUUCGUCAUGACAAGAUUUUUCAGAGAGAGGACAGUUCCUGGAAGCUGAAGGGUUCGGCCAGAAAUCUGACCCAAAGUGUAAUGACCUUGGAGCAGCAUACACGGGAAGUUUUGGUGGAAUCCCGUCUACUGUUGGCUGAAUUCAACAUCAACUACAUGCAGCUUGGUGUAGAGAGUGAUGGCCGUUACAUAUCUGUUCUUAAAGUGUUUGGCACAAAUGCUCAUUUCGUGAAGCGUCCUUAUGAUGCCGAGGUCUCUCUGACAGUCCAUGGGCUCCUGCUAGUGGACACGUUGCAGACGUAUGGCUCAGACUUUGACCUCCUUGUGGCUUCUCAUAAGCAUCUUAGUUUUGACGUUCCCACAGGCAGCCUUAGAGAAAGCCAACCUUCAUCACCUGUAACUCCACCUGACGCUAGGUCCGUUGACAAUCAGUCCCACCACACAGAGUCAUCUAUAGGUAUGCCCACUGACCAAACCUCCCCCUUCAGUUCCCUUUUAAGAAACCACGAGGCCCUGAUUAAGCUAGAGUACCAGUUUGUGAGUUCAGACUGCCCUUCCAUGAACCUGGACAGCUCCCUUCAGGUAACAAGCAUCCAAGUCAACAAUCUGGACAUCAUUCUUAACCCGGAGACAAUGGUGGAACUGCUGAAAUUCCUCCAAAAAUCAUUUCCCAAGGAGGAAACCUCCUGGACUCAAUCCACACAGCAGCAGAACUCAGCCGAAGGUCACAGUGAGGACACGGAUGUGACAUACCAGGCCACGUAUGACCAGAACAAAGAGUUGACAGUGGAGAUCCACCGUCUCAACCUACUUCUGCUCAGAACUGUGUCCACUGGAUCUGCACACGUUGCUGAGAAGAAAGGCCUUAAAAUUGCCACUGCCAGCAUUACAGGCACAAAGGUCAAUGUUUCUAUGGGCAGUCGUUUGGAUGUCAAUGGAUCACUUGGGUCCAUGCAAUUGGUGGACUUGUCCCAGGAAGCAGGCCGAAGCCAGUUUGUGGUCAGCAUUGGCAAUGUUGAAGAGAGCCCCUCAAGUCUUGAUGAAAUAACAUUCCUUGCAGAAGCAGGAGGUUCUCCGUCAGAAGCUUUAUAUUUUCAUUUCAAGGAGAAAACCCAAGGGGAAUGUUCCUUGGAACUACAAAUGGCAUCGCUCCACUAUAACCACAGUGCAAAGUUCUUGAGAGAGCUCAGUCUGUCUGCCAAUGAAGUGGAGGACAAUUUCCGCUCUAUGUUGAAAAGUGCUGCCACCAAGGUGUCAACAGUUCUUGUCACCAAAACGGCAGAGUACAGUGGUAUGGUUUCUCUUUUUGAGACCAAAAGGAAUCGAACUCAAAGUCAGUGCUGGGCUUAUCCAUUUGAGGACGAUGAGGAUGAGGCUAUGGAAGAACCUGAAUCCACACUGGAUAAUUUUUUGGUGAAACUCAACCUUAACAUCAGCAUUGAAUCACCUGUUGUGUCCAUUCCUCGUAAACCUGGACACUCGGAGCUGCUGGUCGGUCAUCUGGGAAGUAUAACAAUCCAAAACUCUAUAACAGGACUGGACUCUGAUGCAGAGAGGUUACAGGUUUUUGUAAAAGAUAUCCGUCUGUACUCAGUCAACAUGAGUCAUUUGGUUUUGAAGCGUCCACCCAGAGGUGACAACACUGGCAGCAGGUCACCAUCCAUCAACGGAAGCAUCAACCAGGAUGAGCCACAGUUCACACGCAAUGACUUCUUUGAAUCUCUUAACCGGGGAAAAGCCUUCCACAUACUGAAAGACACCACCAUCCAAUUUACCAUGGAGAAAGUUCCUGCAGACGAAGACACCCAGUUUAUAUUUCUCACCACAGAGGAUCCCUGCAGGAGCACAGGACUGCUAAGAAUUGAGGGAAGAUUUGUCAACCCUGUACAGGUGUUCCUGUGCAAAUCGGUGUAUGAACAAGUUCUUCAGACUCUAGACAACCUGUCCUUCAUCGGGGAGCAGCGUGUCACCCCCAGCCAACCACCAACACCUCCCCCACCUACUCCCUCUUCCACCAGACCACACCGUUUCCCUGACCCUCAGGGAGGGCUGUUUGCAAGGGACCCCCCAAACUCCAGUUUCUCUCACUCGUCACUGUCUUCCCCUUUGCCUCUGCAGUCUUCCAUGCCGUCUUUUCAAUCUCCCUCCUUCACUCAGAUUAAGGUUACCCUACAUGUGGCAGAACUGCAGGUCCAGCUCAGUGCUGAUUUAACCCAAGGUUCCCAGGGACUAGUCAGUCUUCGCUUUCAAGACCUGGAAGGAGACUUUACCAAAGACCAUCCUCAUUUACUGGCGGUCCAGUUAGCCCUGCGCUCUCUGCUGAUGGAAGACCUCCUGGAACAGAAUCCUGAGUCGAAGUACAAACAUUUGAUGGUUUCCCGUGGAGCACCCAAAGCCUCUACCUUCAGUCCAAAGGAAUACCUUUCCCAAAGUUGUCCGUCAUCAUCCAACGCUCUUUACCCUGACAUGCCUCGGUCACUUCCAGCCCACAUGGAAGAGGCCCAGAAUGUCUUCCAGUUCUACCAGAGGCAUCCCUGCACCACCUCAUCCAGCAGUCACAAGUCCAAGAGAGACCCAGACUGCCCCAGUACUCCACCUCCUUCACCCACUCACAGUACUCCCUACCUUCAGCCCCCUCCAAACUUUGAUGACUCCCUGGUUCAUAUCAAUGUGCUGCUAGUGGAUCAGAAACACCCUGAGUUUAAAACACGCUACGGUGGAGUAGGUCGUAGUGUGGAUGUUGACUUUAACUGCUUAGAUGUUUUGAUUACACUGCAGACCUGGGUCGUUAUCCUGGACUUCUUUGGUAUUGGCUCCACAGCCAACAAUCAUGCAGUGAAGGUCUUCCCCAUGUCACCUCAUCCUCUCCACGAACCAGACCUGAGUGAGGAGGAAGAGGAGGUGAUAGAGGUGGUCAAUACAAAGGUUGACCUAAAGGUUCACGCGUUGUCUCUUGUGCUGAACAAGAAAGUAACGGAACUGGCCAGAGCUAGUGUUUCAAAGUUAUCUGCUCAUCUGGAAAUGUUGGAUGGUGAUCUGGCAUUACAAGGAAGCUUAGGAAGUUUGUCCCUGAGUGAUCUGACGCCACAUGGUGAUCUUUACCGGGAACGUUUCACCACACAGGGAGGGGAAGCCCUGAUCUUCAACGUCCACAAAUACGGCCAGCCAGAUCCAUACAUGGAGCGAGAGUGUGACAUUAAGUUGUCUCUGAAAAUGGCAUCAGUGCAGUAUGUCCACACCCAGCGCUUCCAAGCUGAGGUUGUGGCGUUCAUUCAACACUUUACCCAGCUGCAGGACGUUUUGGGCAGGCAGAGGGCUGCCAUGGAGGGCCAGGCCGUACACGACCAUCCACAGCGAGCAUCCAGGGUGUCCCUUGAUAUCCAGGCUGGUGCCCCAGUUCUUGUUAUCCCAGAGAGCUCACGUUCAACAAGAGUCAUCGUAGCGAACCUCGGACAACUCAGGGUGCACAACUGCUUUCUGCCUGCAGGGUCUUAUGGAACCUUUUCUCUUCGAGACAAGGUAGAGAAACUCACCAUGGCACAUGCCUUUUUUCCAUCACUGAAUGUUAUACUGCAUGGGACGUCAUACAAGGGUCCAUUCUUCUACAAGGAUCGUGUGAAGAGUGCAGCAGAAAACAGUGGUAAGCAGGAGAAGAGCAGAAACGUCUCCUCCUCCUCCACCUCCUCUGCAGGUUUCACACUGGGCAGGCCCCGGGCCCCUGACAAUGGGAAGGUCCCAGAGGAGAAUGGGGUUCCAGAAAACCACAUUUGCCUUCUGGACUGCAUAUCACUGGACCUACAGGAGAUGGACAUCUUUGCAGCAGAGCGCCUGCCCUGUCAACAGCUUGACUGUGACAGUAACCCUUCUGACAGCUCUGACCUCAUCUUCCCCUCGUACUCUGUCCGUCGCACUGGAAAUAACCUGCUUAAAGACCGAUGUCGCCUCAAGCUGAAAUUGGAACGGAACCUCGACAAGGAGAUGAGCCACGCAGUACCAGACAUGUCCAUCCAUGGCAGUCUGUCAUCAGUUCACUGUUGUCUGGACUUGGAACAUUACCGGCUGAUCAGAAGGUUGCUGGAGCAAAACCUGGGCGAGCCUGUGGAAGAAUUCCUGCGACCCUACAACCUGCAGGACCCCAGCACCUAUACGGUGUUAAGUGGAGAUGUCUACACUACCUUUUCCUUCCUGGUGGACAUGAUGGAUGUCAGUCUGGAGAUCUUUAACAGACCAAACCCCACAGAACAGAAACGCUCAUUGGCAAGGUUUGAUUUUAUGAAGUCCAAGUUGCUCUUUGAGAGUUAUUCCAAUGGAUCCAAGUCUGUAAACUUGGUGUCUCACUCCCUGCUGGCACACGACACCCGCUACACUGGACUGAAUAAAAGAUCUGCUGCCGGAGCAAAGCACAAUGUCUACAACUGCAUCCUUCAGCCGUCAAAGACAGGAACUAACAGGGCGACACUGCAGUUGGAGCUUCACUACAGAUCCACACGUGACUCGUCCUGCUUCACAGUUGUCCUCAACAACCUGAGAGUCUUCCUCAUUUUUGACUGGCUCCAGCUGGUUCGGGAUUUCCUUAAAAUGCCGGUCGAAAAAGUACCUGGUUAUAGUCGUCAGCGUUGGCCCAGUAACACCAGCACUGACUCUGCCAACUCCAGUACCAGCACAACAGGGGCUGUCAUGCCAAAAACGGUCAAGAGUGGUGUGGUCACCAAGAGGUCUACUGUGCCAGUUAACCAGGAACACUGUCUGGAGGUCAAGAUAAAUGUCACAGGCACAGAGUUUGUUGUCGUCGAAGACUCAUCAUGUCUGGAUACAAAUGCCAUUAUUCUGAAAGGAACAACUGUUCUCACAUACAAACCACGUCUGCUGGACAGACCCUUCUCUGGCAGCCUUGCUGGAAUAGAGGUGUUUUCUUGUCGACUUGGCAACGAGCAGGAGACGGCACUGUCCAUCAUCGACCCUGUCAAUGUUCAGGUGGAGUUGUGUGGAAGUCCAACGUACCAAAGUAGCUCUGGUUUACUGGAUGCUUUCAAUGUUGAGGACAUCCCACCACUGCUGGAGAUUCAGUUCCCUGUUCUGGAUAUCCGACUGUCCUACAAUGACAUUCAGCUCUUUUUGGCCAUUGCCAAGUCCAUUCCAACUGCAAGCACACCACCAGCAGCACCACCACCACUGAUCUCUGAAGAGACUAGGGACUCUGAAGGUGCAGCCCACACUAGUUCUGUAGAAACAUCGAAAGACAGUAUGAGGAGGAAGACUGAGGCCCGUAUUGAAGGCCAACUCACUCGAUUGCAAGACCUUGGCUUCAGGAAAGAGGACUGCAUAAGAGCUUUGAUCCACUGUAAAGGCCAGCUGGAUCAGGCAGCCACUUGGCUCCUGGAGAACGCAGAGAACAUCUCCGGUCUCUCCAGAUCUAGGUGUGACUCUGAUUCCAGCAGCCACUCUGCUGCUCUGUCUGGGGUGGAGGUGAAAGCUGAGAGCGUCUGCAUCUGUUUCAUUGAUGAUUGUCUGGACUGUGACAUCCCACUGGCUGAGAUCACCUUUUCUAGGCUUUAUGUACUACAGCGCAUCGGCUCAACACAGGAAGGAAACUCCAGCUUUACUCUGUCUGGAGACUAUUACAACAGGGAGCUGUCAGGUUGGGAGCCCUUCAUCGAGCCCUGGCCGUGCUUCCUGUCCUGGCAGCACCAGGCGGCUGGUCGUCUUCAUCCUCCACGACUCAAAAUGGCGGUGCGAGCCAAGCAGAGACUGGACAUUAACAUCACCUCUGUCCUGCUGGAACAAUACAACACCACCAAGAGCUCUUGGAUAGCUGACUACUGUCGUGAGGAAGAACAGAGCCAACAGGUGUCACCUCCACCCUGGAUGGGAUCUUCAGUGGAUCCACCCAGCUUUGUGCAGAAUGUCAAACUGUCCAAACGGAGACAGCCCUUUGUGCCAUACGCCCUGCGAAACCAUACAGGAUGUACAAUGUGGUUUGCUACUCUGACUACGACCCCAACAAGGGUAGCGCUGUCGCACAGCAGUAGCGCCGACUCCAUCUCAGAUAUCCACAGCACAGGAACUGAUGACCCACACAAUGUGAGCCAGUGGAGGGAGGUCUUGCCCGGAGAGGAGAUUCCAUUUGAGUUUGAAGCCCGAGAGAAACUCAGACAUCGACAUACUCACGAGCUGAAACUGCACCAGCUGCUGGUUCGAGUGUGUGGAUGGGAACAAGUCAAGCCGGUGUCUGUAGACAAAGUUGGUGUUUUCUUCCGCUACGCAGCUCCAGAUAGAAACAACUCUUCCAGCACUGUUGGCAGUCCAAUAAGCAGAACUAACAUCAUCCACCCACAUGUUUAUUUUUCUGCCCUGCCUCCAGUCAGGGUGGUCUUCUCUAUCACAAUGGAGGGCAGUGCUAGAAAGGUCAUCACUGUACGCUCUGCCCUCAUGGUAAAGAACCGACUGGAUGUUCCCAUGGAGGUCAGACUUGACAGCCCUUCAGCACCUGACAAACCGGUGGUGCUGCCCCCUAUCAUGCCUGGUGAGGCCUUAGCCGUCCCACUCCACCUGACAUCCUGGAGACUACAGGCUCGGCCCAAAGGCCUUGGUUUAUUCUUCUGUAAGGUUCCCAUCCACUGGACCAGUGUGGAACGGUACGGAGACGUCAACAGCAGUAAGAGGGAGUGCCAAUCAGCGGACUUCAAUGUCAAGCAAAACUUCAGGUUUUGUGUAGUUAUUAAAAAGGAGAACUACCCAGACCAGCAGCCUGCUAAAACAGUCUCUGGCAGUUCAAAGCAGAUCUAUCGACAGCCAGGCCACACCGUCUACCUGCUGCCCACAAUGGUGCUGGCCAACCUGCUGCCAUGUGACAUCAACUACUACAUUAAAGGAACCUCCAUUAAAGGUUCACUUAAGCCUGGGAAAGAAGCUGUGCUUCAUGGUGCCGACACCUCUCAGAACAUGGAGCUAGGAGUGCUGCUGGAAAACUUUGCUGUGUGCAAAGAGCUGCUGAUUCCUCCUGGGACUCAGAACUACGUGGUACGCAUGCGGUUGUAUGACACAAACAAGCGUCUGCUCUGCCUCACUAUUCGCAUUGUGCUGCGAGCACAGGGGGCGCUCAAGAUCCUCAUCUCCGCUCCAUACUGGCUCAUCAACAAGACUGGCCUCCCAUUAAUUUUCCGUCAGGACAAUGGCAAAGCCGAUGCUGCAGGUCAGUUUGAGGAGCAUGAGUUGGCCCGGAGCCUCAGCCCAUUACUCUUCUGCUACACUGAUAAAGAGCAGCCUGCUAUGUGCACUAUGAGAAUUGGGAAGGGAAUCCACCCAGAAGGAGUUCCAGGUUGGUGCCAGGGCUUUUCCCUGGAUGGAGGCAGUGGAGUCAGAGCUGUGAAGGUCAUACAGCACGGAAACAGGCCUGGCCUCAUCUACAACAUAGGUAUCAGUGUAAAGAAAGGUAAAGGACGCUACAGAGACACUCACAUGGUGACCUUUGCUCCACGCUACCUGCUGGACAAUCGCUCUUCACACAAACUGGCCUUCGCUCAGAGGGAGUUUGCAAAAGGAAAGGGUACGGCCAACCCAGAGGGCUACAUCUCCACCCUGCCUGGCUCCAGCGUUGUUUUCCACUGGCCUCGUAACGACUACGACCAGCUGCUGUGUGUGCGUCUCAUGGACACUCCCAACUGCACGUGGUCAGGAGGCUUCGAGGUCAACAAACCAAAGUCUUUUCAUAUUAACAUGAGGGACACUCUGGGGAACUGUUUCUUCCUGCGAACAGAGGUCACUCUAAAGGGAGCCACCUAUCAGAUCUCCUUCACUGACACUGACCAGCUGCCCCCACCCUUCCGCAUUGACAACGUGUCUGAGGUUCCAAUCCAGUUCUGGCAGCACGGUGUAGUCGACAUCCGGCUACACACUGAAGUGAAGGCCGGUUCAGUGCUGGACUACGCCUGUGACGAGCCCACACUUCCUCCAUACCUCACUCUUAUUGUGAAGGGAGCAGGAUCGUCUGAGGUCACAGCCGACAUGAACUACUUCAGAGAAUACAACAAACUUUACUACGAGAACUUCAUCUAUAUCGCAGCGUCGCACACUUUCAGGCAGAAUGCUGAGAAAAGGCAUGGUGGGAACAAGCGUCUGGUGAGCUGUGCUGAGCUUGUCUUGGAUGUAGACACGAAGACUCAAAGGGUUAUCCUAAAAAAGAAGGAGCCUGGGAAACGCUCCCAGCUGUGGCGGAUGACUGGGUCUGGAAUGUUGUGUCACGAAGGAUCGUCUCCACCUCAGAGUAAACCGGCUCAACCACGUCCACUGGAUUCAUCUUUGGUGCUGGACAUCGCUGGACUCGCAGCUGUCACUGACAACAGUUAUGAGCCUUUAAUGUUAAGGAGACCAGAUUCCCGCCGCAGCACCACCCAGACCUGGUAUUUCAGCUCAGGAAUGCUGACAUGUGGUCUUCCAAGGCUGGUCGUUCAGGUAAAGGAUGGCGUGUCAGGCCUGUACGAUGGAGCAGAGGUGGUGCUCGGACCAGACUCUGGGCCCCUAAACCCAGACCCUGAACAACAGUUCAUCAACCAGAAGAUGAGACCUGGUUCUGGAGUUCUGUCCGUUCAGGUUCUGCCCGAUGGACCCACUCGUGUCCUGCAGAUCAGUGACUUCAACCAGAGGAGAAUGAACCGGAACUCACCAAGUGCAGAACAGGACCAAAGCAAAGAAAAUCCUAAGAAGAAAGAAACUGAGCAAGAACUGGAGGUGUUGGUAAAUUUGGAUGAAGGUCUGGGUGUGUCUUUGGUCAGUAAAGUUCCAGAGGACCUGGUGUUUGCUACACUGACUGGUAUAGAUGUUCACUUCACGCGCACAGCUCUCAGUGAGGUGCUGGAGCUGAGCAUUCAGAACAUUCAGGUGGACAACCAGCUGCUAGGAACCACACAGCCUGUCAUGUUGUGUGUCACUCCAGGUUCUAGUGAGGGUACCACCUGUGAGAGUGGCCCAGCCCUGCAGAUCAAUUCCGUCAAAGUUCCCAGCAAACUGAUGCUCACUGAUCUUUUCAAACACCUGAUGGUAACAGCCAGGCGUUUCACUGUCAUCAUUGAGGAGACACUGCUGCUCAAACUCCUCAGUUUCUUUGGAUACGGACAGAUAGAAGCUGAGCUGGAGAGGUUUGAUGACCUCCAUGAGAAGCCCAGUGAAGAUGCAGGAACUCUGAAGCGUUACUACUUUGAGAACCUUAAGAUCAGUCUCCCCCAGAUCAAACUAAGUGUCUUCACGUCUCACAAGCUGCCUCCGGAUCUAAAGGCUUUGAAAGGAACUCUGGGAAUUCCUCUGGUCCGUUUUGAAGAUGCGGUCAUCAACAUGUACCCGUUCACUAGAGUGCACCCCUAUGAGACCCAGGAGAUCAUCAUCAAUGACAUCCUCAAGCACUUCAGAGAGGAGUUGAUCAGUCAGGCUGCUCAGAUUUUGGGUUCUGUGGACUUCCUUGGGAACCCCAUGGGCCUUCUCAAUGAUGUCACUGAGGGAGUGUCAGAGCUCAUCAAGUACGGAAACGUUGGCGGUCUGAUACGCAACGUGACCCAUGGAGUGUCCAACUCAGCUGCCAAGUUUGCCGGGACUUUAUCAGAUAGUUUAGGAAAGACCAUGGACAACCGACACCAGAAUGAGCGAGAGUACAUCAGAUAUCAUGGAGCCACCAGUGGAGAACAUCUGGUGGCAGGGAUUCAUGGACUGGCUCAUGGUAUCAUUGGUGGCAUGACCAGCAUCAUCACCUCCACAGUGGAGGGGGUGAAGACAGAGGGGGGAGUCAGUGGCUUUUUCUCAGGUCUGGGAAAAGGUCUGGUGGGAACUGUGACCAAACCAGUGGCAGGAGCUCUGGACUUUGCAUCAGAGACGGCGCAGACUGUGAGGGACAUGGCCAGUCUCAGUAACCACAGGCUUGGUGUGCAGCGGGUCAGAAAGCCUCGCUGCUGUAAAGGACCUCAAGGUCUGCUGCCAAGAUAUUCUACAACACAAGCUGAUGGUCAGGAGCAGCUUUUCCGUCUGACUGACAACAUCCACUCUGAGUUCUUCAUCGCUGUGGAGCCCAUCGACACCUACUGUGUCCUCAUCUCCUCCAAAGUGGUCUACUUCCUGAAACCAGGCGACUAUGUGGAUCGAGAUGCCAUUUUCCUGGAGGUCAAAUACGAUGACUUGUACCACUGUCUGGUCUCUAAGGAUCAUGGGAAAGUGUAUGUGCAGCUCACGAAGAAGGCUGAGAGCACCAGCAGUGGAGUGGCAAUUCCUGGUCCCUCGCACCAGAAACCCAUGGUCCACGUGAAGAGUGAGAAUCUCGCCAUCAAAAUCUCUCAAGAAAUCAACUAUGCCAAGAGUCUGUACUACGAGCAGCAGCUGAUGCUGCCUGUCUCUGAGAACGAGGACUCUCUACUCCUGGACUCCCUGAUUAUGUGAAGGUCUGGAGGAUUACUGACUUUUCUGCUUUUAUUUAUUUUGUAGGAUCAGAAUUUUUAAAAGUGGACAAUAGCGUGCACCUUCAUGUUGUUAUGAACUGCUACAUACCUGUACAGACUUGUACAUGGAGGAACACUUCUGACUGACAGGUAGUGUUGGUUUGACUGCGUGUGUGUAUAAAGGAAGAAAAAAGGAAGGAACGAGCAACAUAAAGUUCCUCUGCUGACUGCAGCAGGUCGUCACACAGGUUUGUGAAUAAAUAGAAUAAUGUACAUAGAAUCACACAGAAAAACACUAUAUAUCAGUGUACAUACUGUAAUAAUAAUGAAGUAUGUAGUAUAAGAACAGAAGCUAUAAUGUGAAAUGUAACUGACUGCCUUUAUAACUCUAUUUUGUGUAUAGGAUAAUGGGGUGGGGGGGUGGGGGUGAAAUGCACUGACACAUACACACACAGAGGGGUGGAACCUGCAGCUCACUGCCUCAAAUACCGUACUCUGGAGUUGUCCAAUAGUUGUCUCCGUCUCUGCCUUCACACCAUCGUAGUCCAAGUGUCUCCACGUUUUAGUCUAGCAGCCUUUUUUAAUCAGCUUUCUGUGUCUUUGGUCAGCCUUAGUAAUGCUUUUGGUUAAGUAUCAGAAUCAUGGGAUUUGUUUUUUCUAGAUUACCUAAAAAAAAAUUGUGUACUUGAAGGCAGCAGGAGUCAAUUAGAGGACAGGUCUUUGAAUCGGCCAUUCUGUAAUAAUAACAGUCACACGGACAAAAUAAUGCUUUAAAUAAAACCAACACGACUGCAGCACACACUGUGUGAACAUUCAUUCAUCUGCUGCUGCUGCUGCUGCUGCUGCUGCUGCUUAAUCUUUUCCUGGGUCGCAGUCAUCAGGCAAGGGCGGUGUAAUCCCUAGUUAGUCCACCAGUCUUUAACAGGGCCAAAAAGACCUGAGAUUAACCUAAGUAGGUAUGUUUUAUACUGAUAAAACCAGAGUAAGAACAUACAAACUACAUCCAGAGAGACGAUCAGUAACUACUUCUGUAAGGCAGUGACCUUGAGAACAUCUGAAAAAACACUAAUCAUGUAUUAAUUUUUAUUGACCAUCAUAAUACUUGUAACAAAAGCUGAGUGUUUUACACAAAUACACAUCACAGAUAAAAAUUACUCCAGUAAGAAAAUAUUGGUACUGCAGUUAAAAUUAAUUUUAAAAGAAUAAUAUCAGUCGAAUUAAGAUGCAUGUUGUACAGCAUAAACUGAAUUUUACCUUUGUAAUUGUAAUUCUGCCUCUGGAUUAUUUUUAAUUUAUGUAACAGCAGUAAAUCUCUUCCCUACAACACAUCAUAUGAUAAUUCGAUUUCAGAUUACACACUGAUUAAACAAAGAGUAUAAACAUGGUUAUAAAAUAAUUUUUUUGAGGGGGAUUUAAACAUGGAGGAAGAAGAGAAAAUAAUGUAUAACAGUAGUUGUGAGCUAUGGUGUGACAUAAGAAGAGCUAAAGAAAUUGUAAAGCUCCUACUGUACCUUUGAUAGUCUUUGAUAGAAAUUCUUGAAAGUUCUAGAAGCCAUAUGGAGGUUUCCACUGUGUUUCCACUAAUGACGGAGCCGAAGGGAAAAUUUCCUCAAAGCUGUAAAGCUCAGUAUCAGCAGCAGAGUCAUGGAUCAUGACAGCUCACAGAUGAUGUUCAGCAGCGUCAGUAGCAGGAAGGUUGGUGGGAGGGAACACCGACUGAUCGCCACAUCUGUAGCUGCAAAAAAGCAAACAAACACAUUUUGAUCACAAAUGACACGCCCCGUAACACACAGUGAGGAAAUAAAUUAAAAAAAAAAGAAAAAA